Antrostomus carolinensis (chuck-will's-widow) is the source of this 438-nucleotide messenger RNA. RefSeq names its product zinc finger matrin-type 2 (gene ZMAT2). The record is from RefSeq and is a predicted model, not a curated record. The annotation marks the transcript as partial. Gene Ontology annotation, cellular component: U4/U6 x U5 tri-snRNP complex; spliceosomal complex. The transcript has 4 exons. Gene Ontology annotation, molecular function: zinc ion binding; nucleic acid binding. NCBI's taxonomy places the organism in Eukaryota, Metazoa, Chordata, Aves, Caprimulgiformes, Caprimulgidae. Gene Ontology annotation, biological process: mRNA splicing, via spliceosome.
ACUAAGAACUUGGACUUCCGCCGAAAGUGGGACAAAGAUGAAUACGAGAAACUUGCAGAGAAGCGGCUCACAGAAGAGAGAGAAAAGAAAGAUGGCAAACCAGCUCAGCCUGUCAAAAGGGAACUUCUGCGGCACCGAGACUACAAAGUGGACCUGGAAUCGAAGCUGGGGAAAACCAUCGUCAUCACCAAAACUACCCCUCAGUCUGAGAUGGGAGGGUAUUACUGUAACGUGUGUGACUGCGUGGUGAAAGACUCCAUUAACUUCCUGGAUCACAUCAAUGGCAAGAAACACCAGAGAAAUCUGGGCAUGUCCAUGCGAGUGGAGCGCUCCACGCUGGACCAGGUGAAGAAACGCUUUGAGGUGAACAAGAAGAAGAUGGAAGAGAAGCAGAAGGACUAUGACUUUGAGGAGAGGAUGAAGGAACUCCGCGAGGAG